CCGAAUCCGAUGAAAAUGAGUUGGCAAGUACUAUGUAUGAUGAGCGUACAGGAGCAGGCUCGUAGACCAGAGCAGCAGGCGAAACAAGUAUAAGGAUCAAGCAUACUUAACGGCCGCAUGCAGCAAUCGCCCUUUCAGCUCCCCCGCCUCGCUGCGGGCGGGCCAUUGGGCGGCGUGGGAUCGACGCUCCCGCGGCUCCAAAAUAACGGAGGUCCGCUCUCUGCGCGAGUUACCCAGGAAAAAACACCCAUCCCCAUCCAUGUUUUGCAUGAAAAACACUGGACUUUAUGCAUGUUUUGCAUGACAGAUUGGAUGGGGAUGGGUGUUUUUCCUGGAUACGAGUCCAUGGCACCAUAUUUGACGACGACCAAACGGACAAAUCCCACCAGCACAGCAGU
This is a messenger RNA of Amoebophrya sp. A120, 398 nucleotides long. The record is from the annotation of a GenBank genome assembly. NCBI's taxonomy places the organism in Eukaryota, Dinophyceae, Syndiniales, Amoebophryaceae.